Messenger RNA from Hippopotamus amphibius kiboko, 1464 nucleotides. It is a transcript of the gene KISS1R, whose product is annotated as KISS1 receptor. Gene Ontology annotation, cellular component: membrane. Gene Ontology annotation, molecular function: G protein-coupled peptide receptor activity. The transcript has 5 exons. Lineage: Eukaryota; Metazoa; Chordata; Mammalia; Artiodactyla; Hippopotamidae. The record is from RefSeq and is a predicted model, not a curated record. Gene Ontology annotation, biological process: neuropeptide signaling pathway. The coding region runs from base 221 to 1408 and encodes 395 amino acids.
CAGGAGCGGCGAGAGGGCGGGGACACGGUGGGGGGCGGGGACACGGUGGGAUGCGGGGUAUAAACGCGCGGCGCCUGCCGCGCAGAGCAGAGGAGCCAAGGAGCCCAGCAAAGCUGCGCCCCAGACCUUGUGGCGCAUCCCCGGAGGGCGGCCGGGAGGAGGGUCACCGCAGCGGUCCCGGGGCGCAAUCCCGGAGGGCGGCAGGGAGGAAGAGGGGCCAAUGCGCGCCUUGGCCACGUCCGGGCCCAACGCGUCCUGGUGGGCGCUGGCCAACACAUCGGGCUGUCCCGGCUGUGGCGCCAACACCUCGCACGGCCCGGCCCCGGCGCCGUGGCCCGUGGACGCCUGGCUCGUGCCGCUCUUCUUCGGGGCGCUGCUGCUGCUGGGCCUGGCAGGGAACUCGCUUGUCAUCUUCGUCAUCUGCCGCCAGAAGCAGAUGCGGACGGUGACCAACUUCUACAUCGCCAACCUGGCGGCCACCGACUUGACGUUUCUGCUGUGCUGCGUGCCCUUCACCGCUCUGCUCUACCCGCUGCCCGUCUGGGUGCUGGGCGACUUCAUGUGCAAGUUCCUCAACUACAUCCAGCAGGUCUCGGUGCAGGCCACGUGCGCCACCCUGACUGCCAUGAGCGUGGACCGCUGGUACGUGACCGUGUUCCCGCUGCGCGCCCUGCACCGCCGCACGCCCCGCCUGGCGCUGGCUGUCAGCCUCGGCAUCUGGGUGGGCUCCGCGGCCGUGUCGGCGCCGGUACUCGCCCUACAUCGCCUCUCGCCGGGACCGCGCACCUACUGCAGCGAGGCCUUCCCCAGCCGCGCCCUCGAGCGUGCCUUCGCGCUCUACAACCUGCUGGCGCUCUACCUGCUGCCCCUGGUCGCCACCUGUGCCUGCUACGGGGCCAUGCUGCGCCAUCUGGGCCGGGCCGCCGCGCGCCCCGCGCCGGGCGACAGCGCCCUGCAGGGGCAGCUGCUGGCAGAGCGAGCGGGCGCUGUGCGGGCCAAGGUCUCCAGGCUGGUGGCGGCCGUGGUCUUGCUGUUCGCCGCCUGCUGGGGCCCCAUCCAGCUGUUCCUGGUGCUGCAGGCGCUGGGCCCGGCGGGCGCCUGGCAUCCGCGCAGCUACGCAGCCUACGCGCUCAAGAUCUGGGCGCACUGCAUGUCCUACAGCAACUCGGCGCUGAACCCCCUGCUCUAUGCCUUCCUGGGCUCCCACUUCCGUCAGGCCUUCCGCCGCGCCUGCCCCUGCGCUCCCCGGCGGCCCCGCCGGUCUGGACCUUCGGACCUGGCCGCCCCUCAGACCGAGCUGCAGCGCCUGGCAGCCCAUCCGGCUCCCGCCAGGACCCCGAAGCCAGGCAGCGGUGGGCCCGGGCCGCACAGGCUGUGUGUCCUGAGGGAACACGCUGCCCCUCUCUGAGCCCCCUCUGGGGGGAUGAUGACGGGCCCCUCUGCAGCAGGCUCUGCUUGAACAGC